AUGGUCCCUCGUCGCGGGGAGGAAUGGGCCGUGCUGUGGGUCUCCGGAGAAACCCAGGCCUCGUCUCCCCGUCCCGGAGCUGCCCCGCCCGGAUUCACCCGGUUACCCGCCCUGCGAUCACGCGGGGACCACAGCAGUCCUAGUCAAGAAGUAGGGUCUGCUCUGCGCGCUGCAACCAGCAGCUUGUCACCCAGCCAGUCUCCAUGGCAACGCGCCGGGCCGCACCACGGCGGCCGCCGAGGGACAAUCCUGCCGCGUCCGCAGCCUUCCGGGCUUUGCGCACAAGGCCCGCCCACCCCACUCCCCCAUCCGCCACCCCGGUCCCGCCUUCCUCUCGCGUCUCCCGGGCAACGCGCGGUGUACCGCGCCUCGCGUCUGCGCAGAGGCUCGCUCCGCGUCUGCGCCAGCCUACAGAGCUUGGGUACCGACCUGGCUCGCGUUCCCCAGUCGCUCCCAAAGGUGGAAGAAGAGAAUCCUGCAGUUAGCCAGCAGCCCAGGCCCUCCGUCACAUGGAACCUAGGCUCGCCCAUUGCCUGUGCGGUGGCCCCCCGGGCGACCACCAGUUCUGGCACCAGCCCGGCCUCGGCCUUCUUCCGGCGCAGUAGGCUCGGCAGCCGCCCCGACAUUCACGUACGGACCAAGCCGCAGAUCUGCUUCCUGCGGCCGCGGACCGCUCAGCCGCCGGUGCUCUUCAGCUUAAUGAAUUCCAGUGAAGCAGCAGUGAAAAAAUUUUUACCCAAGAGCCACUUAUCUCGGGUGAUUAUUCGUGACAACCUCAGUGCACAACGAAUCUAUGAGAUGGAGACAAGAGCUUCAGACAAGACCAAGAAAAAGAUGGGCCACUUGUAUGACCACCUGAAAAAAAAAUUCAUGACAGACCAGCUCAGAAAGCUGGGGCGCUGGCGACGGGAAUCCAUGAAUGUCCGGCAGUACCUGGAUAGCAUCCGAGUGUACAAGGAGCCUAAGAAGAAAGACCAGCCACCCUAGUCAAGGUAGAGUGAUCUGCCCUGGGGCCAUGACGACACUAGGUGGACGGGAGAAGAGCUGGAAGGGAGCCAGUCUACACCGUUGUAGAACAACAAUAAAUGAGACCAGUGGACAGUGGAGCACAAAACCCCUUAGCAAUUCUAAUAUUUCUUGCCCUGUCCUAUCCCCUCUUUUCUGGUGAAGGUGAUUCUGAUAGUCCUGUAGCUGCUGAAGUGGAAACGGCUGAAUCGAACCGGCUUCCAAGAUUAAGGCAUGACCUUUGGUACCCACAUGUCUGUUACAAUGCCAGGCCAGGUGCGCUGGGACAGUGGUACCUUGGAUGGGAAGGGC
This is a messenger RNA of Balaenoptera ricei (Rice's whale), 1317 nucleotides long. RefSeq names its product chromosome 14 C5orf52 homolog (gene C14H5orf52). The record is from RefSeq and is a predicted model, not a curated record. The transcript is spliced from 3 exons. The coding region runs from base 1 to 987 and encodes 328 amino acids. Lineage: Eukaryota; Metazoa; Chordata; Mammalia; Artiodactyla; Balaenopteridae.